Molecule: messenger RNA, 429 nt
Organism: Iphiclides podalirius (scarce swallowtail)
Lineage: Eukaryota; Metazoa; Arthropoda; Insecta; Lepidoptera; Papilionidae
Source: the annotation of a GenBank genome assembly
AUGAGCAGCACGCAGUUCCCACGUCGUAACGGUUCGGAAAGACCGCCGGCGGCAGCUGGUUCCACAGAGUGGUUGUGCGAGGCAAGAAAUGCCUUGAAAAUCGCGCUGUUGUGGAACGCUGGACAUCGAGGUGGUGUGGAUGAAAUUUUUGGUUUUGGCGCGAUGUCCGAUGGUGAAAUUCAGCCGCCGGGAUUAAUCCAAACAAUUCCUCGGAACACUCCCCGUGAUAGAUGCGGUAGAAGAUGCAGAGUGAUCCAACAUCUCUACGCACAGCCAAAGGAUCAAGCCGAUCGGAAAGACAUUGAUCGUCAAAACCCCCAGCUGCCCUACGUUGGAUGCGGUCAAAUGGAAGAAGUUGGUAACAGGGGGCUCCAGCCCAGAGGUGAGAGCAGUACUCCAUGUGGGGCCGAAUUUGCGCCGCGCAUUUUU